AUGUUAUAUAAAAACUUGAACAACGAGCGUGAACAAAACAGAAAAAAAAUGGACGAUGAAGAAACGCCAAUGAUUUACGGUGUCGAAUUUUACGCUCGUUCGUUAUGUGCUGUCGCACCCACGGAGGAUGAUACAAUUCGUUUUUUAGUGGGUACACAAUCAUUAAGAUUUAAUAAUCAAGUACUACAUUAUGUUGAAUAUGAUGAAGAAAAUCAGUCAUUAUCGAAAUCGAUUUAUUCUCAUCGUGCUGGAGAAAUAUGGAAAUUACAAGCAGCACCAACAGAUAAAAAUAUUUUUGCUACGAUCUAUAAUAAUGUUCAAGACACAUCUGUCGUUCAAAAAUGUUCAGUUUGGGAAAUACCACAACAAACAAGUGCAGGUGGAACAACAAUAGAUAAUUCCCAAAUUCAUCAAUCACUACAGAAACGUUUCGAUCUUCAAAUACCAAAUACAACACCGACAAAUGUUGUUUAUGUAGCAUGGGAACCAAAUAAUUCAUCUGGAGAUCGAAUGGCUACAAUUAACGAAACAAAUUUAAGCAUAUGGAAUAUUCAACAGGACGCGCCAAAAAUUGUAUCUACCGCAACAGUGCACAGUAAAAGUUCGUUAAAAUUUUAUUGUUGUCAUUGGAAUCCUCAUCAAGGUACUCAACAAAUAUCAAUAUCAAUUGGUCCAAAUAUUCGCGGUUGGGAUUUAAGAACAAUGAAAGUUAGUUAUCAAAUUGAUUCAGCUCAUCCUCCAUUCGUACGUGAUAUUGACUAUAAUCCAAACCGUCAAUAUUAUAUAAUGACAUGUGGCGAUGAUUGUAAAGGUUCCAUGGCUAAUAUAAAUUGGGAAACGCUGAUGCAAAUUAAUCCAAACAUUAGUACAAAACAUUUUGUAAUUGAAACAAGUGCGUAUUUAACAGCACUGAGAGAAUCGAUCACCGAUUUAUUACUUAAAUGUGAUCAGACGCUUGAACAAAUACCAUCGUCAUUACUGACAACAACUGAGAUGAUAAAGUCAUCAGAAAUAUCCAUAUGUCGUGAUCCGUCAACAAGAAAAAUUUAUAAUGAAGUGGAUAUUAAAAAAAAUAAUCAAACAUGUCAUUUUACUUCAAAAUGGUAUCAAGAAUUUUCAUUGAUUGAAUAUAGUCCGACCAAGGAUUUAAUUUAUUGCUUUUGUUGUCGAUUAUUUGGUGACGGUCCAGGUAGUGCUCAAUCGGAAAAUGCAUGGACAACAUUAGGUGUUGAUACAUGGAAUAAAAUCAAAGGUAGUCGAGGUGUUAACAAAAACGGGAAACUAGAAGUACAUAAUGAAAGUGAAGUACAUAUAUCAUCAUUACAACGUUAUCUGAAAUUUAAAGAACGUAAAAACAAUAUUGAUUUUAUGCUGGAUAAAAAUCUACAACAGCAAGAGCAACAAAAAGUUCAAAUGGCUAAAUCUAACCUAGAAGCAGUUAAAAUAUUAAUUGAUUGUGUGAAAUAUUUAUCAAGACAAGAUAUAGCUUUUCGUUACUAUAUGAGUACAGAUUCACAAAACGAAUUUAUUCAGUUAUUAGGUGAUAGCGUUCAAGAAACAAGUUUAGCUGAUAUUCGGGCAUCACCAUAUUAUUCGAUCAUGGCCGAUUCAACACCCGAUUCUAAUCGUCAAGAUAUAUUAACCAUAUUUGUUCGGUUUGCCGAUGACAAUUUAGAUUAUUGUGGUGGUAUUGCAAAUCAUAUUUUAGAAGUAUUAAAUGAACUUCAAUUAGAUCCUGAUCGGUUAGUUGCACAAUCCUAUGAUUAUGUAAAUAAUAUGAGUGACCAACUCAAUGGUGUACACGCAAAGAUUAGUGAUAAAUUACAACGCAAAAUUAAAUACAUUCCAUGCUCAGGACAUCGAUCGAAUACAGUCGUUAAACAUGCAUGUGAAGCGAGUUUAGAUAUUAAUUGUUUAGUUGGAACAUUACAGAAUAUAUACAAUUUUUUUACAUCGAGUACAAAAAGAUUAGCCAUUUUAAAUGACAAAUAUUCUUCAAAUUUAUUUACGUUAAUCCCAGAGACAACAUCAACAAUAAGAUGGGGUGGGAAAUAUCAAGCAUUAAAAGCUGUUUAUGAAUCUUUCCGUGAAAUUGUAGAAGCAUUAGAUGAAAUAACUGACGAUAGUGAAAAUUUUGAUAAAGACACAAGAAACGAGGCUAAUUCCAUCAACACAAAUAUGAAAACAUUUAAUUUUAUUACAUAUCUAAUAUUUAUGAAAAAUCUAAUGUCUACAACAAACGCCAUCACAUAUCAUUUUCAAGGUCAAAAAUUGGAUUUAUUAACAACUGGUGAAUUAUUAGAUAGAACAACUAAAUUAUUAGAACGUGAACGAAAUAAUGAUGAUAAUUUAAAUAAUUUAAUUACAAUGAGUGAAAAUAUGUCGAAAAGCUAUGAGAUUGAUCCUGAUAAGGAAUUCAAUUAUAAACACCGUCAACGAAGACCACCAAAAAGAACUGACGAAAAUCCACAAACAGCUCAUAAAUUUACAAGGUAUGUAUAAUUUAAUCACUAAGUAUUUCUUGUCUUCGAAGUAUGUCGUACUGACUGGUCGCGCUGCCAUUGAUCGUCAAAUUGACUUCGUCUUAUAUGAAAAACAUUUCUAUUUUCUCUUUUCAACUGUGACUUUAUCUAUAUUUGCCUUUGUUCAUUGGUUUCUAGAUUACAGUAUUAUACAAACAGUUUUAGACAAGUAUUGGAUCGAUUAAUUUUAGAAUAUAAGGAGUGUUGUCAUCGAUUGAUAGUAAUUUAGAAUCAUUAUCAAAACUAGCACCAGAAUAUAUUACAAAUUUAUCCCAACAAGAUGUUGUUAAUAUUUGUCAAAUGACUAAAAUUGACGAUAGUAAUUUAUUGUAUGGAGAAAUUCAAUUAUUUAAAAUAAAAAUAGCUGAAGAAUGCGUUACAAUUACAGAUGCAUCAUUAUUUAUCAGUAAACGGAAAUCAACAAUCCCAAGAUUAUAUCAAGCAUAUAGAUAUUUAUUAUCAAUUCCAGUCACAGUAGCAAGCAACGAGCGAAGUUUCUUCAAGAUGAAAAUAAUAAAAAACAGAUUACGAACAACUAUGGGUGAUGCAAGAUUAUAAGCGUUAUUAUCAUGUUCAAUAGAAACAGUAUUUGUAGAUGCUAUGAAUACUCAAGAAUUAGUAGAACGAUGGUCCAGAAAUAAAUCUGGUCGUAGAAUGUAGUAUGUUGUUUUGUGAAGGAUAUGAAGGAACA
Messenger RNA from Didymodactylos carnosus, 3213 nucleotides. Lineage: Eukaryota; Metazoa; Rotifera; Eurotatoria; Philodinida; Philodinidae. The record is from the annotation of a GenBank genome assembly.